Molecule: messenger RNA, 649 nt
Organism: Melitaea cinxia (Glanville fritillary)
Lineage: Eukaryota; Metazoa; Arthropoda; Insecta; Lepidoptera; Nymphalidae
Exons: 3
Coding region: 72-491 (139 amino acids)
Source: RefSeq, a predicted model, not a curated record
UGUUCAGUCGGAGAUUAAAUACAUACACAUUGAGAGUCUACAGUGACACUUCAGAGUGAAUAGCAAUUAUCAUGGAAAAAUAUUUGAUUGUUUCAUUUUGCGUUGUUGUUACAUUUAUUUCAACAGAAGCGAGACCUUGGUUUGAAUAUGAUAUGGACAGUGUUGAAGAUUAUCUAUCCUACGAAGAUAAUUAUGCACCAAAUGUUGAUACGGGCUAUAAUAGAGGAGACCCAUAUGAGAGUGAAAAUGGAGCUAACAGAAGAGGCAAAGAUUUAGACGCAUAUGGUAACAACGGAUAUGGUGGGUUUGGUAACAGUGGAUAUGACAGCAGAAGAUAUUUAAUUAGAUGUGAUGAAGAGGGCUGUAGAAGGCUCUCGAAUGCCCCCGUCCGCGUCGUCUUGAGUGAAUGUCCAGGCUGUAAAAUAAAUAAUUAUGGAAAUGGAAAUUACAAUACAAAUAUCUUCAAUCUUCAUGAAGGAAUGUACAAUUAACUUUUUUGAGAUGUUAUCAAAUAUUGAUAUAUGUGUCUGCUAAAUAUAAAUAUGUCAUAAGGAAAUAUAUCCACACUUAUACUGUCUCUUUAUUGAUGACCGAAAAAAUAUAAUCUAUAAAAAUAAAUAAAAUUUGAGUGUCUGUUUGUAAUUUAAAA